GUCAGAAUGGGAAGGGCCUCCUAGAUCAGUCGAUUUCAGCCCCUCCCUCUGUCCCAAAUGGAGAAACUGAGGCCCAAGGGAGAAGGGUCGGGGGCUGGGGGAAUAUGUUGGUCAAGAGCCUACCCCUAAACCUUUCCCUUUCUCCCUCCCUGCUCCCCCCCACGUCAGUGCCCUUGGGAUGGAGUAGAAGGUCUAAAAGUCUGAUAGCCUAGGCGGGGUGCCACCCACACCUACCCUCACCCCAGCAGUGAUGGCGCAGGUGGCGUCCCGGGAACCUGACACCCAAGAUGAAUAAAUGAUGCGGACUCAACCGCCCGCAGCCAGAACUCUCCGCGGCCGCUGCCACUACCACCGUCACCGCCUGCCGGUGGCCAGGGGCAGUCACCUGGUAGCUCUGUGCAUCAGCCCCCUCUGCUCUCUGGACCUGUAGCGGAGUCCGCGGCAAACGGGAGAACAUGGCCGGGAGGCAGCGUGGCUCGGGGCGGCUCUGGGCGCUGGGCGGCGCCGCGCUGGGGGCUUGCCUGGCGGGUGUUGCCACGCAGCUGGUAGAGCCCAGCACGGCCCCGCCCAAGCCCAAGCCGCCCCCACUGACCAAGGAGACCGUGGUGUUCUGGGACAUGCGCCUGUGGCAUGUGGUGGGCAUCUUUUCCCUGUUCGUGCUGUCCAUCAUCAUCACGCUGUGCUGUGUGUUCAACUGCCGUGUACCGCGGACACGGAAGGAGAUCGAGGCUCGGUAUCUACAGCGAAAGGCAGCCAAGAUGUACACAGACAAGCUGGAGACCGUGCCUCCCCUCAACGAACUCACAGAAAUCCCUGGAGAGGACAAGAAGAAAAAGAAGAAGGACAGUGUGGACACGGUGGCUAUCAAGGUAGAGGAGGACGAGAAGAAUGAGGCGAAGAAGAAAGGAGAGAAGUGAGGGCGGCGUCCUGGAGGUGGCAGCCGGGGCUGGCAGGCCCUGAAGCAUGAGUUCAGGCCAGGAUCCAGGCAUCAGGACUCCGCGUUCAUACAUGGACGGCAGAGGCUGUGGUCCAGGGGAAGGCCAAGGUCGUGGGCAUUACCUCACGGCCCAAAAGAUGUAGGGACAAGACUUCACUAGUGUCCACCCUGGACUCUGUUCAUUUCACAUGGUCAGUCUGGGCACUUCUCAUGGGCCACUGUCCCUCCAUAGAUAUAGAGUGGCCUCAAACUCCUCUCCCCAUCCAGGCAAGCUUCUGUCCCACCCUUCUUGCCAGGGGCAGAAGUGGCUAUGAAGGAGUCAGGGAUUGGUCGAUGAGGAUGGCAGGAUUGAACAGAUUGUUCAACAACACAGACGGAGGAUUGGAAGGGGACUUGUGACAUGAGAGAUUCUCUGACAUAGCUAGACAGCCACCCCAAAGAGCAAGGAGAUUGCCCCAAGUUCGACGGUGAUCUGUCCUUGGCUUCUAGGGUGUCCCCAUUAUCAGGAGAAUCCCUGAUCUGGCAAAUGCCAAGCUCUGAAAACAAGGUGACAGCGUGACAGGGCCGAGACCACUGAGGGGCUGGCAGGAGGCCCAGGGCCUAAGGGCUUCUGGCUUAGGGGUGGGGUCUGAAACAUAGAAGAAUGAGUUGAGUGGGCUGAGUGAGAAAGCCUGGGUCUCCUCACGGGAACCAAGAACUACUCAAGACGCAGUGCAUGGGGUACGGACUACUGCGGUUGCCUUUUCUCUGGCCAGGACUCUGUCAGACCACGGCAGGAAGCAGUCAGCCACCAGUCUGCCGAACACAGUGGUAUGCAGGUCCUCUUCUGCCAUGUCCCUUACUUUAAAAAGCAUCUCUGCCAAGAAGACGAAUGAAACGCCAUGGAGGGGCUGGCUCGGAGAGGGAGAUGUACGAAGGCGCUUCUAGUGUCAAAAUGAGGAGCUGUGCCCGGAGCUGGGGACUGAGACCCUGGAAGACUUUCCCAGUGUGAAGCCUGCUAGAAAGGUGUCCUGAGGAAAUCUGUAACUAAAGCCAGGUGCCUUCUCAGCCCCAGGCGUAUAAAACUUCACCCUGAGAUGAACUUCUGCCCCGGUCCCACGCUUUGCCUGGUCCUUAAGGAUUCCUGUAAAAGUGACACAACACGAUAGGUGCCUCAGACAAA
Messenger RNA from Rattus rattus (black rat), 2099 nucleotides. It is a transcript of the gene Tmie, whose product is annotated as transmembrane inner ear. Bases 456 to 917 code for a protein of 153 amino acids. The record is from RefSeq and is a predicted model, not a curated record. Lineage: Eukaryota; Metazoa; Chordata; Mammalia; Rodentia; Muridae. The transcript is spliced from 4 exons.